Ruditapes philippinarum (Manila clam) is the source of this 706-nucleotide messenger RNA. RefSeq lists its product as uncharacterized. The transcript has 3 exons. NCBI's taxonomy places the organism in Eukaryota, Metazoa, Mollusca, Bivalvia, Venerida, Veneridae. Gene Ontology annotation, biological process: telomere maintenance; DNA repair. The annotation marks the transcript as partial. The record is from RefSeq and is a predicted model, not a curated record. Gene Ontology annotation, molecular function: DNA helicase activity; ATP hydrolysis activity.
AUGUUGUCUAUAGAACAAAUAUAUGCUUUGAAUUCUGCUAAAGCAGGCCAUAAUCUCUUAAUAUGUGGUCAGGCUGGCACGGGAAAGACGUACGUUGUAAAAAGGAUUGUAAAUGACUUGAAAAGGAGUCGGAGCUUAGCAUUGUUGUGCACGACAGGUAUUGGGUGCAUGCAGUACGCUGACAUGGGGGCUACAACUGUACACAGUUUUGCUGGAUUGAAAGAUGGUAGACAUGAUGUGCUUACUUUGGAAAACCUGGUGAAAUAUGAUGACAAAUAUCACAAGGUUCGUGAAAAUGUAGCUAGGUGUGAAACAUUGAUUGUGGAUGAAAUUUCAAUGCUAUCCAUGAAAGAUUUUGGACAGUUAGAGCUAGUUUGUAGAAUAUGUCGCAACAGUAAAAUGUUGUUUGGAGAGAUAAAGGAAACCCAUAGGUUAAGUCGUAAGAAAUUCACACAGUUUAGCAUUUCUAAGAAUUGUGUUGUAGCCGAACGUGAGCAGUUUCCCUUAUGUCUUGGCUAUGGACUUACAAUACAUAAAUCACAAGGUAUGACUCUUGAAAAUGUUGUUGUUCAUUGCAAUGGUAUUUUUGAAGCCGGACAACUCUCUGUUGCAAUAGGACGUGCAGUUUCAUCAAAGGGCCUAUGUUUGAUUGGUUAUAGAAGAGGACUCUGCAUUCAGCCUAAACCUGUUAUAACAGCUUUUUAUG